Gilbertella persicaria is the source of this 1265-nucleotide messenger RNA. RefSeq lists its product as uncharacterized. Gene Ontology annotation, cellular component: nucleus. The annotation marks the transcript as partial. Gene Ontology annotation, biological process: central nervous system development; regulation of transcription by RNA polymerase II. The transcript has a single exon. Gene Ontology annotation, molecular function: DNA-binding transcription factor activity, RNA polymerase II-specific; RNA polymerase II cis-regulatory region sequence-specific DNA binding. The record is from RefSeq and is a predicted model, not a curated record. Lineage: Eukaryota; Fungi; Mucoromycota; Mucoromycetes; Mucorales; Choanephoraceae.
ACUUUUCUUUUUUUCCUUUGUCAACAAAAUUAAUAUGAAUUCAUUCGGGUAUGCCCUAAUUCUAUCUUUUAUAUUCUCUAACACUUUUAUUUAUCUAUUAGCUGUCAAUCUGUUUGUAGUUUAUCUGAUCAUAUACAAAAUGAUUUCUUAAUCAACUCAUUCUUCAAUGGCACAUCAGUUAGUAAAAAUGAAGCCUCUCUUUUUCCCCCAUUGACACUUGAUGCUACUGCACCCUCAUAUACCUGGGAACAACAGAAACAUCAGCAGCAGAAUCAGGAGUUUUUCUCAAGUCUGUUCCCUUAUGAAAUGGCUUGCUCAACUCAGAACUCCCCUGAAGAAGCAUUGAACAUGUUACUAUUCGAGCAUCAGCAAACAUACCCUACUCCUACUCCUUCUGCUCAACCUAUACCUGGAAUUCACUUUUAUAGCCCUGAUAACUCAAGUUCCAUGAUGAAUAAAUUCGAUUCAACUUCCUUUGGCUAUACUCCACUCUCUCCUGCUAGCAUGUAUUCAGACAGUAUUGAAUGUGCCGUUUCAAAUGUUAGCAAUUCAGUCCAAAGCACACCAUUUCCACAACAACUAGGUUACCCAGAUGACCAAAUGCCACAAACCAGUCAUGAAACUGAAAUAUACACAAGUGUCAUGGGAAACUCAAAUCAGACAUGCUUAUCAAAACAACUUUACUAUCAACCAGAUUAUUGCUAUUCUAUCUCUGAAGAUCAAUCCUUUAAGCCUAUCAUUUGUCAAACACAAAGAAGAACAAGAAGAAGAACAAUACAUCCUAGUCAAUUACAAUGUACUAUAUGCUCCAAAACUUUUUCCAGGCCCUAUAACCUCAAAUCGCAUCAAAGAACACAUACAAACGAACGACCUUAUCGCUGUACACAUCCUGAUUGUGGUUGGACUUUCGCUCGUCCACAUGAUCUGAAGAGACAUGAACUUCUUCACUCUGGAGUGAAACCUCAUACCUGUAGCUGUGGAAAAAAGUUUUCACGAAGAGAUGCUUUUAAGAGACACCAAACUGUUGACACAGGAUGUGCACGAAAAAAAAAAGCACGACAACAACAAUAAUAAGAUGUGCAUAUGACCUAUUUUUAUGAUAGCCAACUUAAUUGUUGCUUAAUCUCUAUUUAAUUUUAUUUAUGAUUUCCCCCCCCCUCUUCUUUUCUUUUUUAUAUGUAUAAACGUUAUUUAGAAUGUAUUUAUUGUCAAAACCAUACCCUUAUAGUAAAUAAAAUUACUUCUCUUAAAAAAGUCUUGAAAAA